AGGAACUGGUUCUGAAAUACGAUUGACCCCGGGGACGCAAUUGAUCACUAAGAAACCGAAAGCGCGCGAAGCAGGCAGUAUUCCUUAUAGGGAUAGAACCAUACAUCCCAACACGUUUAUGUUUCUUGUGGACUUAACAAAGAACAAUGAUCGUCAUUGGCUAAAAAUGAAUGAUUUAGAUUAUAGGCAAUCCUUGCAUGACUUUAAUUCAUUUCUAGAAUGUUUGACACAGAAAAUUAUAAAAGCAGAUGAGACCAUUCCAGAGCUGCCGGUAAAAGACAUUAUAUUUCGGAUAUACCGAGAUGUCCGGUUUAGUAAAGAUCCAACUCCCUACAAAACCCACUUCUCUGCGGCCUGGUCAAGAACGGGACGAAAAGGACCAUAUGCUGGGUACUAUUUACAUGUUCAACCUGGGAAGUGUUUUGUCGGCUCAGGAGUAUGGCUACCAGAAGCCGAUAAGUUGGCAGCGUUGCGACGAGACGUGGAUCGGAAGCCACAUCGACUGAAGAACGUUUUACUACAGGAACGCAUUCGAUCGGAGAUUCUCACUGUGAAUAGCGCCGACGAGAAAAAGGUGGUUCGGACGUUCGUAAGUCAAGGCAUGAACAAAGAGUCUGCGCUCAGGACGAAGCCGAAGGGGUACGAGAACGACCAUGAAAAUAUCGAGCUCUUACGGCUUCGAAAUUUCACUAUCAGCAAAAAACUAGCUGAUAAGGAGGUACUUGGUGACAAGGCAUUGGAGAGAAUCAGCUUUCUCAUCUCGUGUAUGGUUCCGUUUGUCACAUAUCUCAACAGUAUAAUAAUGCCCGACGACCCAGAAGAAUCGAGCAGCGAAGAUGAAGAUGAAGUCGAGGAUGAAGGGACGUAAGACGGCAUUAGCGACAGAUAAUCUUGGAUGGGUAAAAAGUGAUAGUCGCCCGUGCAGCGCAGGCAUGCGGCGCAGACAGCGCGCGGAACCAUUCAAUCUCUCC
Pseudovirgaria hyperparasitica is the source of this 971-nucleotide messenger RNA. RefSeq lists its product as uncharacterized. The coding region runs from base 119 to 868 and encodes 249 amino acids. The record is from RefSeq and is a predicted model, not a curated record. The transcript is spliced from 8 exons. NCBI's taxonomy places the organism in Eukaryota, Fungi, Ascomycota, Dothideomycetes, Acrospermales, Acrospermaceae.